AUGAAUGCAAUUAAAAGCUUUAUGUCCUCUUCUCCAAUUGUGCCUGAACCUAUUCAACAAAAUGAAACAACAGAUUCUGUAGAAGAAAGUAUUGUUGAAAAUGAUCAAGAAAAUUCUGAAGAAACUGAAGAGCCUUCGCCUACAAUUCAAAAGGCCCCAAUCACUCCUGCUACUGUCGUGACCAGUCCUAUAAUUGACGCUACGCUCAAUCCUGAGACUUCAGUCGAGGCACCUCCCAAUCCAGAGACUCCCGUGACAAGUCCUAUAAUUGACGCUCCGCCCAUUCCUGUGACAAGCCCUAUAAUCGAAGCUCCGCCCACUCCCAUGACAAGUCCAAUAAUCGAAGCUCCGCUCACUCCUGAGCCUCCAGUGACAACACCUGAAGAAAACCAAAUUGAAUCUAAUGACAAAACUCCUUUAGAUGGGAAAAUAACUCCCCUUACAUAUGUAGAGGAGCCUGAUGAAAAGCCAUCAUUAACUGAUGAUCAAAAAGUUUUAAUGGAAAUGGCCGUUCGUGCAGCGACAAGAGCAUGGAGAAAUAGUGUCGAGUUGGCAGAGCAAGCACAAAUAAAUAUGGAACUUGGAGCAAAAUAUUGGCAGAAUGCGCGCUUUAAGUAUGCGUUAAAAGAUAGUGUGAUAACAUUAAAAGAAACGGGCGAAACUGUACACUUAAGAAAAACACCUAAAAAUAUACUUGAAUGGAAUAUGGAAAAAGAGCUUCGGAAGCACAACUAG
This is a messenger RNA of Meloidogyne enterolobii, 735 nucleotides long. The record is from the annotation of a GenBank genome assembly. NCBI's taxonomy places the organism in Eukaryota, Metazoa, Nematoda, Chromadorea, Rhabditida, Meloidogynidae.